AUGAUGGGGAGAUGCUUGGCACUCAUUUUACUGAUUUCAGUGGUAAUGCUUACCACAACUGACAGUGUGAAUGUGAGGUUGGUUGAUGGUCACAGUCGCUGUGCUGGUACAGUGGAGGUUCAUCAUAGAGGUCAGUGGGGAACAGUGUGUGAUGAGGAAUGGGAUUUGGCUGAUGCUGCAGUGGUGUGUAGAGAGCUGGACUGUGGAGAACCUGUAGAUGCUCUGGGUGAUGCUCAUUUUGGACCAGGAUCAGGACCAAUCUGGAUGACUUUUGUCUUGUGUACUGGAUCAGAAUCUACACUGAAGAACUGUGGGUCAUUUGGAUGGGGUAAAAAUAACUGUGAUCAUUCUAAAGAUGCUGGAGUCAUCUGCUCAGUCAGGCUGGUUGGAGGUUCUCGCUGCUCUGGGUGGUUAGAGAUACUUCAUGAUCAGACGUGGAUGUCAGUGUGUGACGCUGCCUUUGACCAGCAGGAUGCAGAGGUUGUGUGUAGAGAGCUGGACUGUGGGGCUCCUGUACAGGUGCUGGGAGCAGCUGCUUUUGGCAAAGGAGACACUCAGAUGUGGACACAAGAGAUUCAGUGCAGAGGAAAUGAGUCUCAGAUUCACCUCUGUCCAACAUCACCAUCAGUCAAAAGCAACUGUUCUCAGAAACACAUCAUUGGUUUGCUGUGUGCUGACAAAAUAAAUGUGAGGUUGGUUGGUGGUCACAGUCGCUGUGCUGGUAGAGUGGAGGUUCUUCAUAGAGGUCAGUGGGAAACAGUGUGUGACGGUGGUUGGGAUUUGGUUGAUGCUGCAGUGGUGUGUAGAGAGCUGGACUGUGGAGAACCUGUAGAUGUUCUGGGUGAUGCUCAUUUUGGAUCAGGAUCAGGACGAAGCUGGAUAAAAAAUGCAUUGUGUACUGGAUCUGAGUCCUCACUUAAGAAUUGUGGAUUUGUACCACUGCUUUAUCAUGACAGCUGUCUUGAUAAAAAUGCUCAAGUCAUUUGUUCAGAAGUCAGGCUGGUUGGAGGUUCUCGCUGCUCUGGGAGGUUAGAGAUACUUCAUGAUCAGACGUGGAUGUCAGUGUGUGACACUGCCUUUGACCAGCAGGAUGCAGAGGUUGUGUGUAGAGAGCUGGACUGUGGGGCUCCUGUACAGGUGCUGGGAGCAGCUGCUUUUGACAAAGGAGACACUCAGAUGUGGACACAAGAGAUUCAGUGCAGAGGAAAUGAGUCUCAGAUUCACCUCUGUCCAACAUCACAAUCACACGAAAACAAUAGUUCUCAUUACAAUGAUGUUGGGCUGGUGUGCAAUAUUAGAGUGAGGUUGGUUGAUGGUAACAAUCCAUGUGCUGGUAGAGUGGAGGCUCUUCAUAGAGGUCAGUGGGGAACAGUUUGUGAUUAUGGUUGGGAUAUGACUGAAGCUGCAGUGGUGUGUAGAGAGCUGGACUGUGGAGAACCUGUAGAUGCUCUUGGUGGUGCUCAUUUUGGACCAGGAUCAGGGCCAAUCUGGUCACAUUUCAAGUUAUGUAAUGGAUCAGAGUCAACACUUAAGAACUGUAUAUCAGCAGAAGUGUUUUUUUAUGACUGUGAUCAUACUAAGGAUGCAGGAGUCAUCUGCUCAGGUAAUCUGCUUAUUGGAAACACCAGUUGCUCAGGGAGGUUAGAGAUACUUCAUGAUCAGACGUGGAUGUCAGUGUGUGACGCUGCCUUUGACCAGCAGGAUGCAGAGGUUGUGUGUAGAGAGCUGGACUGUGGGGCUCCUGUACAGGUGCUGGGAGCAGCUGCUUUUGACAAAGGAGACGCUCAGAUGUGGACACAAGAGAUUCAGUGCAGAGGAAAUGAAUCUCAGAUUCACCUCUGUCCAACAUCACCAUCACAUGAAAACGACUGUUCUCAUGAUAAUUACCAGGGGCUGCUAUGUGCUGGUUAUGCUGAGGUUCAUCUAGUAAAUGGUUCAGACUCCUGUUCUGGUCGAGUUGAACGUCAGUACUUCAGUAAAUGGGGCACAGUGUGUGAUGCAUGCUGGGAUAUGAGAGCUGCCAGUGUCCUCUGUAGACAGCUGAAUUGUGGGAUUGCUGUGUCUGUUGUGGGAUCAGACUGGUUUGGAGAGGGAAGUGGUGAAAUCUGGGCUGAUGUGUUUGAUUGUGACGGGAAUGAAACAAAACUCUCAGAAUGUUCCAUCUCUUCAUGGAGUCGAGCUGAAUGUUCUCACAGACGAGAUGUUGGAGUCAUCUGCUCUGGUUCCUCUCUGGCUCUUCAUGAUGGUCUGGUGCGGUUGUCUGGAGAGAGACAGUGUGAGGGGUUGGUGGAAGUUUUCAUCCAUCAGGUCUGGAGGAGAGUUCUGCUGGACUCCUGGAGUCUCACUGAAUCCUCUGUGGUCUGCAGACAGCUGGGCUGUGGCUCUGUGCUGAACUUCUACGGCUCCUCUUCAUCCAGUCCUGAACACAGUCAUGAGUGUGUGACGGGCUUCCAGUGCUCUGGGAGUGAAGCUCAUCUGGGGAACUGCAGCUCUCCACAAACUCUCAACUGCAGCUCCACACAACAGCUGUCAAUCACCUGCCUUGGUCGCGGGUCCAUCAGGCUGGUGGGUUCUGGCGGAGACUGUGCAGGGAGGCUGGAGGUUUUUCACAGCGGCUCAUGUGGGACAGUGUAUGGAGGCUGGAGGUUUUUCACAGCGGCUCAUGUGGGACAGUGUAUGGAGGCUGGAGGUUUUUCACAGCGGCUCAUGUGGGACAGUGUGCAGGUACCAGCCUGGUUUGGUCCUGGUUCUGGACCCAUAUGGCUGGAUGAGGUGGAGUGUGAGGGGAAUGAGACGUCCCUGUGGAGCUGCUCUUCUCCAGGCUGGGGAAAACAUGACUGUCAACACAAGGAGGAUGUAGGAGUCAUGUGCUCAGAAUUUAAAGAGAUCAGGUUAACUGAGGGCUGUGAAGGGAAUGUGGAGGUUUUCUACAAUGGAUCCUGGGGUAAUGUAUGUUACAACAAGAUGGACAGAGACACAGCAAGUCUGAUUUGUCAAGAGCUGAACUGUGGAAGAUCUGGUGAUUUUUCUGAUUCAGUAUCAAGAGUGAAAUCAGCUACUAACUGGCUGGAUGAAGUGAAAUGUCGACCACAUGAUUCAAAUCUGUGGCAGUGUCCAUCUUCAUCCUGGGGACAGAAUGACUGUGGUGAAGAUGAAUUGGCCAAAAUCAUCUGCUCAGAACAGGAGAGUCAUGAGUCUCCUCGCAGCUCUCUGACAUGCUCCACAUCUCUCCACCAGAGACAGUGUUCAGAUCAUGUUCCUCUCAGACUGAGUGGAGGGGAGGGCCGGUGCUCUGGGAGGCUGGAGGUGUAUCAUAACGCUGUGUGGGGCUCAGUCUGUGAUGAUCAGUGGGACAUCAGCGAUGCUCAGGUGGUCUGCAGGCAGCUGGGUUGUGGAGCAGCACUGAGGGCUGAUGGGAAUUCAGUCUUUGGUGCUGGUGAAGGUGUUGUGUGGCUGAACAGAGUCGAGUGCAGAGGGAAUGAGAUUCACCUGUGGGACUGUCCUCUCUCCCUGAAAAACCACACUGACUGCUCCCACAAAGAGCACGCUGGACUCACAUGUGCAGAUUUGCCAGAUUUGUCAGUGUCCUCUACUCCUGCCGCAACAACAUCAGCUUCUCCUCCAGUUUUUCCUCCAGUGCGUUCAACAUCAGUCUCUCCUCCACAAACUCCUCCAGCAGUGUCUCUCUCCAUCCCCCCAGUGCUUGUGAUUGUUCUGGGAGUUGUGCUCUUACUGUUCUUAGUGCCACUGCUUAUACUGAUUCAGCAGAACAGAGUGAUGAGGAGAGCUCUCUCUAAGAGGAGACACAGGACAACGACUGAGGCUGUUUAUGAGGAGAUUCAGCACAGACCCACUAAUAGACACAGUCUCUUCACUCAGAGGGGAAGUAUCUUUUCUGAAGAACAGCAUUCUGGGUAUAAAUAUGCUGAUGAGCUUGUUUCAGCAAAAUCUUCAGCAAGUGUCAAACCUGGCUACUAUAAUGACAUCAGCACCACUAAAGGCCCAACAGAAGAGCAACAAAUCACACCAGAGGAUUAUGAUGAUGUAAUCACUGCUGGUUGGAGACAUUGUGCUAAAGAUGACUUACCAGAAAACUAUGAUGAUGUCGUCACUGUACCACAGUUCUCCAAUGAUAAAGCAGACUAUGAUGAUGUGGGGGAAGGGCCAGGAAAACAGCGAAGGACUGUGUAACUGAAAC
Messenger RNA from Sinocyclocheilus anshuiensis, 4198 nucleotides. RefSeq names its product scavenger receptor cysteine-rich type 1 protein M130-like. Bases 1 to 4191 code for a protein of 1396 amino acids. The transcript is spliced from 20 exons. Gene Ontology annotation, cellular component: membrane. Lineage: Eukaryota; Metazoa; Chordata; Actinopteri; Cypriniformes; Cyprinidae. The record is from RefSeq and is a predicted model, not a curated record.